AUGUUCCGAUCUGCCUGUACCGGGACGACAACUUUAGGAGCGGAUCCAGUCCAUAACAAUGAGACACUGGACAACAACACAAGUACUGGUUAUUUAAUGACAGACCCGUCCUUCACCGCAGGCUGUUGUGGGGUACUGGUCAAUUGGAAGGUGUUUAUUCAGACUCAGGGAACAAUUAACCUACAAAUAUGGCGUCCGGAGGAUUCAAAGUAUAAAUUAAUUGGGGAACACAGUUACUCGUUUGACUCUCCAAGCCAGCUGAUCGUUCAAAGUCUUGACAUUCCCCAAGGACAGCAGGUUGUGAUAAAGCAAAAUGACGUCAUCGGAUGGUACAGUUCAUCUAGUGACAUGGUUCCAUACAAAUCGGGAGCGGGAUCCGCCGGUGGUAAUUAUUUACAGGUCUUUGCCACGCCUCCUACCUUGGGGACAUCUUAUGAAUGGAGUACAGCGAACUUCUUUAGCCAACGUUCAUACGCUGUUCAAUCCACGAUAGAAGCAAACGUCGCACCAACAUUGAAAAACCUUCCAGCAACCAAGACGUUCCAGGACAAAUCUCCCGCCACAACAAUAAUGACAGUGACAAUAACAGACGACAAUUCAGCAGAUGUGGCGACGCUCUCCGUCAGCCUGAAAACACACAAUGAUAAAUUUGAGAUGUCCUCGAACGUGGUUUCUCCAAAAGCUGGAUGGACGUGGUCAGUGGGAACCUUUGACGUUAGUAUUGUUGUUACUGACCAGUGUGGGAACUCAGGGACAGAAACCUUAACAAUCGUCAUAGAAAAUACGGCACCGGAUAUCUCCAUCCUUCCAUCAGCUUCAGACCUGUCUGAAGUCGUGACGUCAGAGACUAAGCUCGGAGAUCUCACUGUUACGGACGUACAAACUUAUACGUGCUCUAUUCAUGACGUCAUUCCAUCCUCUGGAACCGCGACAUUUACUCUCAAGCAGGCAUCAGGGUCAUCGGUGUAUUCGAUUUACUCUGCGGAAAACCCAAACUUUGUACACUCAGUAGUAUCCCAAUAUAAGAUAAACGUAACGUGUACCGAUGUCUACAGUUUGACGUCAUGGGGAGACCACACUGUUAAUAUCAUACCAAAUAAGCCACCAGUACUCGACAAAUUACCAGCAACACAAUCUGUAUCAGCGAAAACCACAACGCUUGGAACAGAGAUCUUCAGCGCAGUAGCUACUGAUACUGACUCAAGUCAGAUCUUCUAUAACAAAACCUGCUCCCCAGACCCCUGUCCUUUUGAAAUAUAUGCAGAUGGAAAGAUUAAAGCUACUGAAGACCUAAUGCUUCACAAAGUUCCAACCUAUGACAUGUUUAUUUAUGCUUAUGAUGGACGCACUCUUGUUGGACCUGAGACUCUCACCAUCAAUAUAAAUGAUAUUAACCACAUUCCUGUUAUCAGCAACAUACCCACGUCCACAGUUACCGUUCCUGAGAACACGGCCGUUGGGACGGGGGUAUUUUAGGUGCAGGUGACUGACCAGGACCCCGGGGACACCCAUACGUACACUGUUACCUACAGCCCGGCGGAGGGAGGCGCAUACUUUAAUGUUGAUGCUAACACUGGUGUGAUUUCUGUAAAAGACAAUAUUGACUAUGAAAGUCUUCGAACACUUAAUCAACUAACGUAUGACGUCACAGUAACUGCAAACGACGGCAGGGAGAGUUCUAUCCCCCAAACAAUGACGAUACUUGUUACUGAUGUAAAUGAACAACAGACAGGGUUUGUUAAAUCGGUAUAUGCCAUAGAAACAGGAGAAGGAAAGUCAGGAAACGUGUUGACCAAUCCCUUUACGGGUACGCAAGUUAUAGAUCCUGAUUUCAAUGAUGUUCAAACUUUUACCAUGGACUGUGGCACCAACCAAGGAAAAUUUCGUAUGGAUCCAAAUACAGGUUCUAUAACCCAGUCUGUAGAAUACGACCUUGAUUCUGUUGGGAAGGAACAGGAAGUAGUGACAUGCACAGUCACGGCAACGGACAAAGGCGGACAUACUAUAUCGACUCAACUCUCCAUCACAAUAAAUGAGAUAAAUGAUAACGCACCUGUUCUAGACAAAGGGAGCUACUCCUUCUUCGUUUCACAAUGCUCAUCAGUCGGGUCCUCGGCAGGCCAAGUAACUGCCACUGACAAGGAUAUUAAACAGGAGCACAAGGACGUGACCUUUACUCUCACUUCAGGGGCGGGGUUUUUGGUAGGGAAUGAUGGUACAAUUCACGUUGCUCAAGAUUUGUGCAAUGUACCUGUGGGCACCAAAUAUGACCUAACUUUAUCUGCAGCUAACGCAAAUGGAUUACAAGAUACAGCUCCAGUUACUAUUGUAAUCACAGACCCGACUACCACCACUUCUACAACAACCACUACCACCACCACUACGACUGCGCCACCUAGUUCCGGAGGAUCAAGUAACUCCAAGGGCGGAUUCUUUGACAACCCAGAGAACCUGGCCUGGUUCAUACCCGCCGUACUUCUGGCAGCUUUAAUGGUGGUUCUGUUGAUUUACUUCUUGUACAAGUGUUUUCGUCAUCCUGGUUUGUUGUCCAGAGUUUGCUGCAAAAAGAAAACUUCACCAAGACAGAAAGGUAGCGGGCAAACAUGGUCAAAAAAGAAAUUUUACUGA
Molecule: messenger RNA, 2628 nt
Organism: Saccostrea cuccullata (small rock oyster)
Lineage: Eukaryota; Metazoa; Mollusca; Bivalvia; Ostreida; Ostreidae
Product: protocadherin Fat 1-like
Exons: 17
Biological process (GO): homophilic cell-cell adhesion
Cellular component (GO): cell-cell junction; membrane
Molecular function (GO): calcium ion binding
Source: RefSeq, a predicted model, not a curated record